Messenger RNA from Indicator indicator, 1940 nucleotides. It is a transcript of the gene POFUT2, whose product is annotated as protein O-fucosyltransferase 2. Gene Ontology annotation, biological process: protein O-linked glycosylation via fucose. Bases 1 to 1326 code for a protein of 441 amino acids. The record is from RefSeq and is a predicted model, not a curated record. NCBI's taxonomy places the organism in Eukaryota, Metazoa, Chordata, Aves, Piciformes, Indicatoridae. Gene Ontology annotation, molecular function: peptide-O-fucosyltransferase activity. The transcript has 9 exons.
AUGGCGGCGGCAGGUCCUGGUCGUUGUCUCCUAUCGCUGCUGCUGUUGCUGGCUUUGGCUACGUUCGCCCUCCCGCCGCCCAUCGCGGCCCAGCCGCUGCCCGCCGCUCUUCGUGCCGGCCACGCUGCCUCUUCGCUGCCCGCUGCGGCCACCGCGCCGCGCAUCAGAUACCUUCUGUAUGAUGUGAAUCCCCCUGAAGGCUUCAACCUCCGCAGAGAUGUCUACAUUCGCAUUGCUUCCCUUCUAAAAACCUUGCUGAAAAGUGAGAACUGGGUGUUAGUUCUGCCUCCCUGGGGACGUCUUUAUCACUGGCAGAGCCCCGACAUCCUUCAAGUCCGAAUCCCUUGGUCCGAGUUCUUCGAUCUCCCAAGCCUCAACAGGAAUAUCCCUGUCAUUGAAUAUGAGCAGUUCCUUGCAGAGUCAGGUGGGCCCUUUAUUGAGCAGAUUUAUGUCCUACAAGGCUACGCAGAGGGAUGGAAAGAAGGAGCAUGGGAAGAAAAAAUAGAUGAAAGGCCAUGCAUUGAUCAGCUUAUGUACUCCAAAGACAAACAGGACUACUACAGGGGAUGGUUCUGGGGUUACGACGAAACAAGGGGCCUAAAUCUGUCUUGUCUGUCUGUCCAAGGAUCUGCCUCCAUUGUGGCUCCCAUCCUUUUGAAGAACACUUCAGCACAGUCAGUGAUGUUAGACAGAGCUGAAAACCUUCUUCAUGACCACUACGGAGGGAGAGAUUAUUGGAAUACACGUCGGAGCAUGGUGUUCGCUAAACACCUCCGCGUAGCGGGAGACGAGUUUAGAAAGAAGUAUCUGCAAUCCACUGAUGAGGCAGACAGGACUCACUACAAGGAGGACUGGACGCAGAUGAAGGUUAAGAUGGGCACAGCUCUAGGUGGUCCGUACCUUGGGGUUCAUCUCAGAAGGAAAGACUUCAUUUGGGGUCAUAGAGAAGAUGUACCUUCCCUGCAAGGAGCAGUAAAGAAAAUCCACAGCCUCUUGGAGAUGCAUAAACUUGAAAAGGUUUUUGUAGCCACUGAUGCUGUUGAGGAGGAGAUUGAAUUACUCAAGGAACUGCUGCCUGAGAUGGUGAGGUUUGAACCCUCUUGGGAGGAGCUAGAACUCUACAAAGAUGGGGGUUUAGCUGUGAUUGACCAGUGGAUCUGUGCACAUGCAAGGUAUUUUAUAGGCACCUCAGUUUCAACAUUUUCCUUCAGGAUCCAUGAGGAAAGGGAGAUCCUGGGAUUUGACCCAAAAACAACUUACAACCGAUUUUGUGGUGAAAAAGAGAAAAACUGUGAGCAACCAACUCACUGGAAAAUUGUGUAUUAAACUAUAUAGAAAUCCAAGGACUUCAAAACUGGUGAGCUCAAAAAACAAACAAACAAAAAAACUGUGGGGAAAUAGCUGCCUUUGACCAAACUACAACUCAGUCCUCUACCCUCUUCUCAGUGUUUACCUGACAUUUGGGUUUUGAAGCAAUAUUCAUCUUCUUAGUCAGGCAUCGAGCAAGAAAAAAGAAGUCAGCCUGGGAUCCAGUGCUCAGCACGGCUAGAAUUAGAGGACAAUACCAGACACUGCAACUGAGAAUUGAAAGGCAAAACUUUGUCAUGAAACUGAGUGUGGCACAUCAUGAAUUCUUUCGGUGGCUUGAGACAUAUCUGCCAGCAGAACUGUGUUCCUUCUAACUCAGCUGCUUGUGAUGAAAAUCAUACCAUCAUUAAGGUUGGAAAAGGCCUCUAAGAUCAUCAAGUCCAACUGUCAACCCAACACUACCCUGACCACUAAACCAUAUCCCCAAGUUCCAUGUCUGCAUCAUUUUUGAACCCCUACAAGGACAGUAAAGAUAUUUUUCCUAAUAUCCAAUCUAAACCCUCCAUGGUGCAACUUGAGGCCGUUUUUUCUUGUCCCAUCACUUGAUACUAGGGAGAAGAGACCGACCCCCA